This is a messenger RNA of Nicotiana tabacum (common tobacco), 2866 nucleotides long. Its product is annotated as DEAD-box ATP-dependent RNA helicase 3, chloroplastic. Gene Ontology annotation, cellular component: cytosol. The record is from RefSeq and is a predicted model, not a curated record. NCBI's taxonomy places the organism in Eukaryota, Viridiplantae, Streptophyta, Magnoliopsida, Solanales, Solanaceae. Gene Ontology annotation, molecular function: zinc ion binding; ATP binding; RNA helicase activity.
ACCAUUCAUAUUAAACUAAACUCUACAUAUAAACGGCUCUCUCCACCCUUAUCAUCACCACUUUCUCCCUCAUUCUAUCUUCUUCUUCCUCCCUCACUCCUCCUUAUCCCCUUCAGCCAGCCAUGGCCUGUUCUUCUUCCAUUAUAGGAGUUCCCUCCAUAUACCAAACCAACCCUUCACGAAGACCUAUCCCUACCCCACUUUUAUCCCUUCCUUACUCCAAUGAAAAAUCCCAUUUUAUUAAUGUUCGUCUCAGACAUGCUUCUCUUGUGGCUUCUGCUGUGGUAACUCCAAAUUCUUCAGUUCUUAGUGAAGAAGCGUUCAAGGGAAUUGGGGGUUUUGGGAAAGACUCUCUGAAUGUUAGCAGCGAACCUGAAUACGAUUCUGAGUCUGAGGUGGAGGAUGAUGAUGAGUCAGGAACUGAGGAUGAACUUGCUAUUUCUAAACUGGGUUUACCUCAGAGACUUGCUGACUCUCUUGAGAAACGUGGAAUUACUCAUCUUUUCCCUAUUCAGAGAGCUGUUCUAGUGCCGGCACUGGAAGGCCAGGAUAUAAUUGCUCGUGCAAAGACAGGAACAGGGAAGACACUUGCCUUUGGUAUUCCAGUAUUGAAAAAGCUUAGUGGAGAUGAAGAAAUGAGAAAUACUCUGAGGCGUGGGCGGCUUCCCAAAAUUCUGGUACUUGCACCUACUCGAGAGUUAGCCAAGCAAGUAGAGAAGGAAAUGAAAGAGUCGGCACCAUACUUGAACACUGUCUGCAUAUAUGGAGGUGUUUCUUAUGCUACACAGCAAAAUGCACUGACCCGUGGGGUUGAUGUUGUUGUUGGAACUCCAGGUAGACUUAUUGACCUAAUAAACAAUAACACCUUGAAACUGGGGGAGGUGGAAUAUUUGGUCCUCGACGAGGCUGAUCAAAUGCUCGCAGUUGGAUUUGAGGAAGAUGUGGAAGUUAUUUUGGAAAAACUUCCAUCACAGAGGCAGAGCAUGCUUUUCUCGGCCACCAUGCCUGGCUGGGUAAAGAAACUGGCUAGGAAGUAUUUGAACAAUCCCUUGACAAUUGACUUGGUUGGUGAUCAAGAGGAAAAGCUGGCAGAGGGGAUCAAGCUUUAUGCUCUAUUAACUACAGCAACAUCAAAACGAACCAUACUCAGUGAUCUUGUUACGGUUUAUGCAAAGGGUGGAAAGACAAUUGUUUUCACACAGACAAAGCGAGAUGCUGAUGAGGUCUCAAUGGCAUUAUCAAACAGCAUUUCUUCUGAGGCACUGCAUGGCGACAUUUCUCAACAUCAGAGGGAAAGAACUCUAAAUGGGUUUAGGCAAGGAAAAUUCACAGUGCUAGUUGCGACUGACGUUGCAUCUCGUGGUCUUGAUAUACCGAAUGUUGACUUAGUAAUCCAUUAUGAACUGCCCAAUGAUCCAGAGACUUUUGUUCAUCGCUCUGGUCGAACAGGACGUGCUGGAAAAGAAGGCAAUGCUAUUCUGAUGUACACAGGUAAUCAAAGGCGAACUGUCAGAUCUCUCGAACGUGAUGUUGGGUGCAAAUUUGAGUUCGUUAGUCCUCCAUCUGUUAAAGAGGUUUUGGAGUCAUCAGCUGAGCAUGUGGUGGCUACACUUAAUGGUGUUCAUCCCGAAUCUGUUGAGUAUUUCACUCCAACUGCGCAACAGUUGAUGGAGCAACAAGGAGUAAAUGCCCUUGCUGCUGCACUUGCUCUUUUGGGUGGGUUUUCCAAACCGCCAUCUUCUCGAUCUCUAAUAACUCAUGAGCAGGGGUGGACAACAUUGCAGCUGACACGUGAUUCUGUAAAUUCCAGAGGAUUCCUGUCGGCAAGAUCGGUUACUGGUUUCCUCGCUGAUGUUUAUCCACCCGCUGCUGAUGAAGUUGGCAAAAUUCACGUAAUUGCAGAUGAAAGGGUUCAGGGGGCUGUGUUUGAUCUUCCUGAGGAGAUUGCAGCAGAUCUACUAAAUCAGGAGUUACCACCUGGAAAUACUAUUUCCAAGAUUACUAAGUUACCUGCUUUACAAGAUGAUGGGCCAGCUAGUGAUUUCUAUGGGAAGUUUUCAAGCAAUAGUCGGGGGGCACGAGGAGGUUUAAGGGACCGUAGAGGCAGAAAUUCCCGGGGUUUGUCUAGUGGUCGAUUCUCUGACAAUGAUGAUGAUAAUUGGGGUAAUGACUUUAGGCCGCGAGGUGGCCGAACAAGAAGAGGAGGAAGUGAUUGGCUCAUUGGUGGUGAUAGGCGCACUAGCAGGCCUUCAUCUGGAGGAAGCAGAGACAGAUUUGGUGGUGCAUGUUUCAGUUGUGGACGCAGUGGUCACCGAGCAUCUGAAUGCCCUAACAAAAGGGACUAUUAGUUCUGUAGGUUGCGUCAUCAUCCUGCCUGCCGGGUGACAAUUCCUGUCAUCCCUGAACAUCUUAUGCUGACCUAUUUCCUGACAAAGCCAGCACUGAAGGUGAAAAAGAUGGGAGUAUAAUGCUGAAGCAGCAUAUCAUCAGACCAACUGCAAGAUCCUAGAUUGUUCCCUCCAGCACCAUCUCCUCAAAGCUUCACAUGGCCCUCCUGACGGUUGAAUUUUUUGCCAUAUCGAUUUAUUUUCUAUAUUUCAAACUUAUGUAUUUUUGGUACUCCGUUCCAGUAAUGUUCUCCUAGUCGUUAUAGUUUAUUGAUAUUGUAGGUGAAUGAGGUGUAAGAUAUAAAUCUCCUACAGUCGAAAUUUGUUGCACUGCAGAGUGUUACCAAUUUGUAUCAUGUUAAGAGCUGGCACGUUGAUGCGCUCUGAUAUUGUAAGCAAGAUGCAUUGUAGUAGGACUAGUACUUGUGGUAGUGAACUAAAUAACCUCUAUUUCUGCAUGAGUGAAAAUCAUUUUCAUC